This is a messenger RNA of Arachis duranensis, 3432 nucleotides long. Its product is annotated as pyrophosphate-energized membrane proton pump 2. Lineage: Eukaryota; Viridiplantae; Streptophyta; Magnoliopsida; Fabales; Fabaceae. The transcript has 14 exons. Gene Ontology annotation, molecular function: diphosphate hydrolysis-driven proton transmembrane transporter activity; inorganic diphosphate phosphatase activity. Gene Ontology annotation, biological process: proton transmembrane transport. Gene Ontology annotation, cellular component: membrane. Bases 643 to 3096 code for a protein of 817 amino acids. The record is from RefSeq and is a predicted model, not a curated record.
UUGACAAUGAAAUGAACAGCCAAUUAGAAUGAAGGCAGAAUGACGCGGCGCAAGUUUAUUGGACAGGUCUGACCGAUUGGCACUAAAAACCUGAGAAAAAUGGAGUGAAAGUUAAAUAAAAUAGAGUAAGAGGAAUAAAAGAAAGAAGCCAUAGAAUUAGAGGGGAGGUCUGUUCGGCGCGAGUGGCCAGUGACACUUGAAAGCGCAGGCUCUCUUCCGUUGAGUUGAGUUGAGUUGAGUUGUUCAAUAUCUUGUCCUGUUAAUAAAACCGACGAUUUUAGUAUUAAUAAUUAUUACUGCUCGUGCUUAGUUAGUAAUACAGUGAUUAGACACAAAGACGAAGAAGGGAAAAAGAAAAGAGAAAUAAAGGAGAGGUUCCUUCCUGUUUUGCUGUGAACUGGAAGGAAGGAAGCUGAAGGUCAAUUGGGAUUCACCACUCUUGACACCCUGAAGCGAACAAGGGAGGAAUCCAAGAAGCAAGUGCAUUGCAUUGCAUGCUGAGUGAGAGUUUGUGGCGAGUGAGUGUGGGAUUAAAAAAGGGAAUUCAAAAUUCAGCGACUGGGGUCAGGGGGUGACUUGCCCCAAUCUGGUGGUGAGUACAACCCUUAUCCUGUGGCGCGCAGGGUCAAUUCCAGCCACGGCAUGAUGAUUGAUGACGACAUGGAGGCUGGUUCUUUGGGGCCUUACCACGACAGGCCAAGAACUUUCCCCAACAUGCGCACUAAACCUUACACCCCACUGAUAUUUCGUAUUCUCCUGGGAAUAAAUGUCCGUGUUCUAUUCAUUCUUUUGCUCCUCGGAUUUGGGGCUAUCUUUUACAUGGGAGCCAGUACAUCUCCCAUCAUUGUGUUUGUCAUCUCUAUUUGUAUUCUCAGCUUCCUUGUGUCUAUAUAUCUUACAAAGUGGGUGCUUGCAAAGGAUGAGGGACCCCCUGAAAUGGUUCAGGUAACUCUAUUUCCUAUGCUUAACUUUUUAUGUCCUGCUCCCACAAACACUCUAGAUUUAUAUUCCCUUUUAUUGAAUUCUGGUCUUCAUUUCGGUUACUGGGUUUUAUUUGUGAUGUCUUUGACAUCAUACCUAGGCUAUGGAUCUUUUCUUCCACCUUUUACAUGUUCUUACAUGUCAUGUAUGUUCUGUUUCAGGUCAACUUCUGCUUACAUCACUGUAGCUGCAUUCCUUUUAGGUGCCCUUUGUUCAGGGAUUGCUGGAUAUGUUGGGAUGUGGGUGUCUGUUCGUGCCAAUGUCAGAGUCUCUAGUGCUGCAAGACGGUCCGCAAGAGAGGCAUUGCAGGUAGCUACUCGUGCUGGCGGUUUAUCUGCUAUAAUCGUCGUUGGUAUGGCUGUAAUUGGGAUAGCAGUUCUUUAUGCCACAUUUUAUGUUUGGCUUGGCGUGGACUCACCAGGGUCGAUGAAAGUUACUGAUUUGCCGCUUCUUCUGGUUGGAUAUGGAUUUGGUGCUUCCUUCGUUGCACUGUUUGCUCAGUUGGGUGGUGGAAUAUAUACAAAAGCAGCUGAUGUUGGAGCAGACCUUGUUGGAAAAGUAGAACAGGGAAUACCUGAAGAUGACCCUAGGAAUCCUGCUGUUAUUGCUGAUCUGGUUGGAGAUAAUGUAGGAGACUGUGCUGCUAGGGGUGCUGAUCUUUUUGAAAGUAUUGCAGCUGAAAUAAUCAGUGCUAUGAUACUUGGAGGAACAAUGGCUCAACGUUGUAAAAUUGAAGAUCCAUCUGGCUUCAUCUUGUUUCCUCUUGUUGUUCACUCAUUUGAUCUGGUAGUUUCGUCGGUUGGAAUAUUUUCAAUUAGGGGUACACGUGAAUCUGGAGUAAUGGCUCCAAUUGAGGAUCCAAUGACAAUUCUUCAGAAAGGAUAUUCUGUUACAAUAGUUUUAGCUGUUGUGGCGUUUGCUCUGUCUACACGGUGGUUACUUUAUACUGAGCAAGCACCUUCAGCAUGGUUCAAUUUUGCUUUGUGUGGGCUCGUUGGUAUUAUUACUGCUUAUGUUUUUGUCUGGAUCACUAAGUAUUAUACUGACUACAAGCAUGAACCUGUGCGCACAUUAGCCCUUUCUAGCUCCACUGGUCAUGGGACUAAUAUAAUUGCUGGAGUCAGUUUGGGUCUUGAGUCAACUGCUCUUCCUGUCCUUGUCAUCAGUGUAGCAAUUAUUUCAGCUUACUGGCUGGGCCAAACCUGUGGACUAGUAGACGAGACAGGAAACCCAAUUGGUGGGCUGUUUGGCACAGCUGUAGCAACUAUGGGAAUGCUUAGCACUGCAGCUUAUAUUCUGACGAUGGAUAUGUUUGGCCCAAUAGCGGAUAACGCUGGAGGCAUUGUAGAGAUGAGUCAGCAGCCUGAAAGUGUCCGAGAGAUCACCGAUGUCCUCGACGCUGUAGGAAACACAACAAAAGCCACCACCAAAGGAUUUGCCAUUGGUUCUGCUGCUCUUGCAUCGUUCCUUUUGUUUAGUGCUUAUAUGGAUGAGGUUGCCGCAUUUGCUCAUCAACCUUUUAAACAGGUCGAUAUUGCAGUUCCAGAAGUUUUUGUCGGUGGGUUGUUAGGUUCCAUGCUUAUAUUUGUCUUUAGUGCUUGGGCAUGUUCUGCUGUUGGCCGAACUGCGCAAGAGGUUGUUAAUGAAGUAAGAAGGCAGUUCAUUGAGAGGCCUGGUAUAAUGGACUACAAGGAGAAACCAGACUAUGGUCGCUGUGUUGCUAUUGUAGCUUCGGCAUCAUUAAGAGAGAUGAUAAAACCUGGUGCUUUGGCAAUCAUUUCACCUAUUGUAGUUGGUUUCCUGUUUCGAAUUUUGGGUUACUACACAGGGCAUCCCUUACUUGGGGCUAAAGUUGUGGCAUCUUUGCUGAUGUUUGCAACUGUAGCUGGCAUUCUUAUGGCACUUUUCCUGAACACAGCCGGUGGUGCCUGGGAUAAUGCAAAGAAGUAUAUAGAGACUGGCGCUCUUGGAGGCAAGGGAAGUGAUGCUCACAAAGCAGCUGUAACAGGAGACACAGUUGGAGACCCUUUCAAGGACACAGCUGGUCCCUCGCUUCAUGUUCUCAUAAAGAUGCUGGCAACGAUUACGCUUGUAAUGGCUCCAGUGUUCCUGUGAUGUGAGAGUUGAUAUCUCUGCUGCGGCCAAUUGAUUUUGAUAAUUUUGGAAGCAUAGGGAAGGGAUGGGAUAGGUUAUAUGCUUAUAUCUAUCAAUAUAUGAUGUGCAUCGAAUCGAAGAGCCUGCCUGAUUUUACAUCGUCAUGUAUACGGAAUUGUCCUGUCCUUCAUCACUUGUGGGAAUAAAUAUGUUAAUUGACUGAACGUGUAGUGAAGUAGACAAAUAGUAAUGAGAAAUGAGGACCAUAAUUUUGGGUUUUGAUUGAAUGAUGGAAUUAUGUAUGUUGACUUGUUAAUGACAUUUUUUUUAAAAUAUUAUAUAUGUCUUUAUUUUUUA